CAAGCAAGGCGAGCAGCAGCACGCCCAGCCACUCCAGCACGCCAAGCCGCUCGUCCACACACACAGCACCCGCCCCACAUGGCCCAUCCGUCCACCCGCCCUCGCAGAUCGUCCACCCCCCACACUCGAGUGUGCCGCACAAGACCCAUUUCUGGUUUCCACAUUCCUGCCAUUGCGAGUGCCCGCUGUCUCUCCCUCCAUCGCGCUCACCUCGUGCGCCGUGCUGGCCGCCGCCACGCCACUCGCCUCCAAGCCCCGAUUCCUCGCGCGCUGCUCUCCGCCGCGGAGGACACGACUCGCGGCAGCGUCUCUCCACGAAUCCCCGCAUCAUGGCGCCUCCCCGAGUCUCUCCGCUUUCUGCGCACUGCCUCUCCUUCCCCUGCGUCGCCCUCUGCGCGCUCCUCGCCGCCGCCCUAGUCCGCCCCACCCUCUCCCGCGCAGCCCUCCCCGCUGCGCUGCAUUCGCACGCGGGGCCGCGCGGGCGAUGGCUGGAGGGAGACGACGAGGGGGAGGGCAGCGGCGAUGACGAGGGGAGCUCGGGCGGGCUGCGGUCGCAGGGGAAAGUGAGCGCGGAGUGGCGCGCGGAGAGGGACGACGAUGGCCGUGGCGAGGCGGAAGGUGACGGCGACGAUGACGGCGCGUCGGUGUACCGGGCGCACGGCGGCGAGGAGGAGCACGUCGCGUGGCAGCAGAGCAGCUACGAGCAGCGUGGCGACAGCGACGACGACCACAGCGACGGUGGCGACGAGCACAGCGACGAUGACGACGACGACCACCAUGCGAGCGACCACGACGACGAGUCCCGCCCCUCCUCGUCGCCGUCGCGCCCCUCCCCCACCCCCUCCACCCCCUCCACCCCCUCCACCCCCUCCACCCCUCCACCCCCUCCGGUCCCGCCGUCGUCCCGCCGCCCCCCUCCUUCCCCUCACUGGCGUGCGCGCCUGGCGCGGGGCGGUGCGAGUUCGCGGGCACGCGGGGGUGCAGCCCCCCGCCGAUCUACUGCAACGGGUCCUGCUGCAUCGACCGGCAUCACUACCCGUGCUGCGGCGGCAAGGUUUGCUGCGAGCGGCGGCAGGGCGCGUGCUGCAGGAACCAGAGGGGCGAGCCGUACUGCUGCCUCUACCCCUCCACCUGCUGCAAGCACGGCUGCUGCGGCUUCUGACCGGCCCACUGCUCCCACGCCCAUCUUGCUCCCUUGCUCAUCUGCCACCCGCUUUAAGCCACUGUGCAUACUCUCCCCACAGCCUGCUCUCACCUCAAAAGUUCUCUACAUGAGUCCCAUAUUCAUUCUAGGGUGCUGGGUUUCGGGUAUUUAGGGCUAGGGUGUAGGUGCUCUCCUGAUUUUGCUAGUUGUG
Molecule: messenger RNA, 1355 nt
Organism: Closterium sp. NIES-67
Lineage: Eukaryota; Viridiplantae; Streptophyta; Zygnematophyceae; Desmidiales; Closteriaceae
Source: the annotation of a GenBank genome assembly